Molecule: messenger RNA, 2397 nt
Organism: Centruroides sculpturatus (bark scorpion)
Lineage: Eukaryota; Metazoa; Arthropoda; Arachnida; Scorpiones; Buthidae
Product: cytoplasmic dynein 1 light intermediate chain 2-like
Exons: 12
Coding region: 64-1395 (443 amino acids)
Biological process (GO): microtubule-based movement; microtubule cytoskeleton organization
Cellular component (GO): cytoplasmic dynein complex; centrosome
Molecular function (GO): dynein heavy chain binding
Source: RefSeq, a predicted model, not a curated record
UGUCGAUAAUUACGAAAGCAUUGCGUGUUUGGCAGAAAGGCUGGAAUUCAGGAUGAAGCAGUGAUGGAAGAAGAAGCGGAAAAUAUUUGGUCAUCUCUUCUGUCUCAAGUGCAAACAUACAGUCCAACUAAACUUCCAAAUGGCAAAUAUUUACUUGUAUUAGGUGAUAAUGAAUCGGGAAAAACAUCACUAGUUGCCAAACUACAAGGAAUUGAAGAUCCAAAAAAAGGAUCAGGAUUGGAAUAUCAUUAUUUGACUAUUAGGGAUGAUUAUAGAGAUGAUCAAACUAGAUUAGGAAUAUGGAUUCUUGAUGGAGAACCAUGGCAUAGAAAUCUCCUGAAAUUCAUUUUGAAUGAAGAAACACUUCCUCAUACAACUGUUUUACUGAUAGCUGCUAUGUCUGAACCAUGGAAUAUUUUAGAUUCUUUAGAAUCCUGGGUGACAAUUCUUCAGGAACAUCUUGAUAGGAUAAAGCUUUCUCCUGAUGUUCUGAAACAAUGUCAAUUUGAAGUUCAAAAAAAAUAUAACAAUUAUGUUGAACCAGGUGAGGAUAUAUUUAUAACAUCUUAUUACCGAAGUGUUGAAGCAGAACCUAAAAUCACAGAUAAAGAUACUCUUUCUCAUAAUCUUGGAUUAGAAAUAGUCGUCGUAAUCACAAAAACAGAUUGCAUGUCAAUGCUAGAGAAGGAAUUAGACUAUAAAGAUGAACAUUUUGAUUUCAUUCAGCAGGCUCUGAGGAAAUUUUGCUUAAAAUAUGGAGCUUCCCUUAUUUAUACUUCUGUAAAAGAAGACAAAAACUGUGAUGUACUGUGGAAAUACUUGUUGCAUAAGAUAUACGAUUUUCCUUUCAGGACACCUGCAUUAGUUGUUGACAGAGAUAUUAUUUUUAUUCCAUCUGGUUGGGACAGUCAGAAAAAAAUUGCAAUAUUAUAUGAAAAUCUUGCUUGUGUAGCUCCAGAUGAUUCAUACAAUACUGCUGUAUCUCGACCAUUGAUAAAAAGAAGCCUUUAUAGAGAAGUUGAAGUUUAUGCUGAUAGUGAUCAAGCAUUCCUAAUGAAGCUUGUAAAUGUUGCAAAUCAACCAAUACCACCAACAAGUAAAAUGGUAAAAAAGGAAUCGCCACUUCGAAAUCCAAUAGCUGUACAGAAAUUAAUGGAGAAAAGAUCUAUAAGUAUUCCUUUACAAAGUUCAACACCUAAAAAGAUGGACAGUAAACCUACAACUGGAAGUGAACAACUUUUACAUAACUUCUUCAGCAGCUUAUUAAAGAAGCCAUCGGGAUCAUCCAGCUUUCUAGUUUCAGAUAAAUCUCCUAUAAAUAGUACAUCCACCCUAGAAUCUUCAUUAAACAGAAACGAUGCUGGUAGUUCAAGCUCUGAAAGAUAUCCUUCUUAAUAUAAACAGGCAACUGCUUGAUUAUACAAUAUAUACAUAUAUAUAAGUGUUAAAUUAUUUCACUAUUGUUAUUAUUUUCAUUUCUUGUUUUUAUAUUAUAACUUUUAUUACCUAAAUUAUUUUAAAAAAUAAUUUUGCACAAAUGUUGUUCUAAUGAUUAAAAAAAUCAUGCAAUACUUCCUGAAAGAUGUGAAUACAAAUUUUCCUUACAAAUUAAAUAUGAAAAUGAAUUAAAUGCCAAAGAUUUAUAAUUUAAAAAAAAUAUUUGCCAAAAAAAAAUAUUUGUUUAUAUACAAAAUUUUGAACUGUUUAAAUUAUAUCAUCGUCAUAUCAAUCUUUGUAUUUAAAAAUACUAUAUUUAUACAAUUGUUUAAAAUAUAAUGAGCCAAUUUGUUAUAAAUUUUAAGUAUUUGGUUAGUGUGAGGACACGUUUUCAUUGAAUAUAAGUUUAUACGGGUAUUAAAUCUCAAUACUAUUUUUUAAAAUUAUAUAUUAUUGUAUAUUUUGGUUGAUCAUAUAAUUAUUUUACAGUUUGAUGAUAAUAAAGAUCAUAGAUGUUAGUAUACUGAGUUUUUUUCUCUUGGACUGUAAACCAUUUUUAUUGUUGGGCUGCAAUUUGAAAAAAUUGUAGACUUGUUUAUAUGUCUGUCCUUCCUUAAUCUCAAGAAUGGUGUUAGAUAGAUGAAAUUUGAGACUGGAUAUGAAAAACUUAGGUGCAGAAGGCCCCAAUUAACUAUAUACAAACUUUCACUUUGGGCCAGAAGUCAUGUUAUUUCAAUUCAAAAAUUUUCUCCAGAACAGAGUUAGAUAACUGGUGUGACUUUAUUGUUAACAGGGAAAGUAUGAUGUGCAGGGGUAAGACACUUCUAAACUUAAGCACAUCAUGACGAAAAACUGAAGCCAGGCAUUGCAAUGAUGUCACAAUAAAUAAUUGCUUGUUUUUUAUUAAAAAUAAAUAAAAUAUUAAUUUUAAAUAUAUAAUUUACCAGUAAAUUAAAUGUG